AUGCAGUACCCGAUUCAGCCAGCCUCCCUCACGCUGUCUCCAUCCCACUACCGUUGCUGGGUAAAGGUAAACCAGUACCUGCACAGCAUAGGAGGUCGCCGCUGGUUAAGGGCCUGUGUGGGCCCAUCUGCCCUCCCUGCCUUGCGAGUGCUCUUUCCCUCCGGCUUGGCCAAGGGCAGCGCCAAGGGCGAUCGCGGAGGGCGCAGCUGCCUGGGGCGGGCGGAGCGCCACCCCCCACCCCAUCACCGUGCACCGGUGCUCUGGAGCAUCCAACUUCAUUUCCACUUCAAUUUUAUCAGCGGCUGGGGAGCUGGGCAGAAGAUGGGAGACCAGAGACCGGCCCUGACACGAAUUAGCCCGGAGAUUGCCCGAUACAGCUCGGCCAGGCUCGGAGCUCGCUCCCCGCCCGUAUCUCCUUUGUGUCGGCUGCGGAGUCUCACCGCCUGGCCGCCCUCGGUUCCCGCAGCGCCGGACCCGGCAGGCGAGAUUGUUUGCACUUGGCCUUCUUCACCAAACCGAGACAAGCGGUGGCACGGCGCGCUCUGGGUGCCCUCGCCCCAGCAGGGCCGGGCCAGGUUUGACCCGAAGAAACCACCUUUAACUGCACCUUCUAGACCAGCUGGACCGACGGCAGAGGCCCUGGACCCUGGUUUGGGAUAGGGGUGGAGGUGGGGGUUGCCUCUUCCCAGAGCCUGGAGUGGGGAACACUAACCUGUCCCACUCCCCACCUCUAUUUCCGGGGUGCUGCUGGGGGAAAUUUUAUGUCUCUCUCAGGUUUGGGAACUGAUCCCACACUAAAAAGAAAGAAGAAAGAGAAAAAGAAAUGAUUUUAAAUUUUUUUAGGUCCAGAAAUGAAGCAGAAGUGAGUAAAUUUUAA
Nannospalax galili (Upper Galilee mountains blind mole rat) is the source of this 877-nucleotide messenger RNA. RefSeq lists its product as uncharacterized. Bases 1 to 660 code for a protein of 219 amino acids. The record is from RefSeq and is a predicted model, not a curated record. The transcript is spliced from 2 exons. Lineage: Eukaryota; Metazoa; Chordata; Mammalia; Rodentia; Spalacidae.